Cyanidioschyzon merolae strain 10D is the source of this 1248-nucleotide messenger RNA. Its product is annotated as probable 24-sterol C-methyltransferase. Gene Ontology annotation, cellular component: endoplasmic reticulum. The transcript has a single exon. NCBI's taxonomy places the organism in Eukaryota, Rhodophyta, Bangiophyceae, Cyanidiales, Cyanidiaceae. Gene Ontology annotation, molecular function: sterol 24-C-methyltransferase activity. Gene Ontology annotation, biological process: sterol biosynthetic process. The record is from RefSeq and is a predicted model, not a curated record. The coding region runs from base 1 to 1248 and encodes 415 amino acids.
AUGACCAAGAGAACAAAGGACAGUACACCUGGAGCACGCGAGAGCAUUAGGAAAGGGACAGGUGCUCGCCAAAGCGCGAGAAACCGCCGGUUCACGUUGCUAAAGGUGCCCAUUCGAAAGGACGGCGGCCUUUGGCAGCUGGCUACGGCGAAGAGCGCGGACGCUGCGGCGAACUUUUGGGAGUUCUUGUUCCGUUUCCUGCCAGUUGUAGGUCGCAGAGGGCACACGAAAACGACUGGAAAAUCUACUGAGGAGGAGCUUAGAGAGUACCUGACCUUGUUUGCGCGCGGCUCUGGCUCCGCAGAGGAUAUCGCGCUGCGCAAACGCCGCUAUAAAGAGUUAAGCAACGGCAUGUACGAUAUUGCAACAGACUUUUACGAGUGGGGUUGGGGUCCAAGCUUCCACUUUGCAGUCUACGGGCCAGAUGAGACGUUUCGGGAAGCCACGCGCCGAUACGAGUACACGAUUGCUCUACGGCUCAAGCUGGACCCUGGGGCUGCGGUGAUUGACCUUGGCUGUGGAGUCGGAGGCCCGCUUCGGAAUAUUGCUCGCUUCGCACGCUGCCAGAUUGUCGGCGUGAAUAUCUGUGACUACCAGAUUCUUCGUGGCCUUCGGUAUAUCGAGGACGAUGGUCUCAUGGAUCAGUGCACGAUAAUCAAAGCCGACUUUAAUAACCUUCCCUUUGAAGAAAAUUCAAAAGACGGUGCGUAUCAGAUCGAAGCCACCUGUCACAGUCCCGACAAGCUGAAAACCUACGGUGAAGUCUUCCGGGUCCUGAAGCCAGGCGCUCGUUUUGUCGGUUACGAAUGGGCGCUUACGGAUCGCUUCGAUGCCGCUGCUUCGGAACACCAGCGGCUCAAGUUUGGUAUCGAGAUCGGGAACGGCAUUCCGGAUUUGAUGAAAACAGAAGAAAUCGUCAACGCUAUGCGACAAGUUGGGUUUCAAAUCGAGGACGCCUACGAUGCCACGACGCUCAGCAUCAAGCCCUGGUACACGCCACUGAGUGGUGAAAACGCUUUCCAUUGGAGCGGCUUUCGCCACACGCGUUUGGGGCACUAUAUGACGCACGCGCUGGUCUCCGCACUGGAGACGGUGCGCAUCGCGCCUAGAGGCAGCGCGAAAAUGAGUCGAACGCUCAUGGAUGGAGCUAGAGACCUUAUCGCGGCCGGAAAGCUGGGAAUUUUUACACCCUCGUUUUUUAUUGUCGCCCGGAAACCGCUAGACAAGCAGGCAAACGCGCAGGCCUAG